Trichechus manatus latirostris (Florida manatee) is the source of this 2818-nucleotide messenger RNA. RefSeq names its product selectin P (gene SELP). The transcript has 17 exons. Gene Ontology annotation, biological process: cell adhesion. Gene Ontology annotation, cellular component: membrane. NCBI's taxonomy places the organism in Eukaryota, Metazoa, Chordata, Mammalia, Sirenia, Trichechidae. The record is from RefSeq and is a predicted model, not a curated record. Bases 308 to 2797 code for a protein of 829 amino acids.
AGGGGUGUGGGUACUAUUUCUGCAUUGCUCAUCCUGGGAUGUCCAGGAGUGAUUCACACUUGCCCUGUCUCCAGACUAUCUCCAGUGGAAGUAGGUGACUCCUGCCUUUCAGUGACUGCGUUUCUGCGCUGCCAGCGUUGCUCCUGCGUUAUCAACAUUCUAACCUUGUGGGAAGGGCUGUGGUAAAUUUCUGGAAAGUAGAUAGGAAGUUGCUUUUUUAAACAGCCUGACAUUAAGGGCAGGCAGUGAGACUAUAAGAAGUCUGGGUCAGGCAGAAGGCAGAAAGCCAGCAGAGUCCACAGAAGAGAUGGCUAGCUGCCUAAAGGCCGACUGGAACCGGAGAUUUCAGACACUGGUUUUCCGAGCUGCUCACCUCCUUUGCUUCAGCACUCUGAUCUGUGAACUAAUGGACCAGAGAGAAGUGGCAGCGUGGACGUAUCAUCACAGCACAACAGCAUACCCAUGGAAUGUUUCCCGGGCCUUCUGCCAGAAGUACUACACAGAUUUAGUGGCCAUCCAGAAUAAAAAUGAAAUCGCUUACCUCAAUGAUGUCAUACCCUACUACAACUCUUACUACUGGAUUGGUAUCCGAAAGAUCAAUAAAGUUUGGACUUGGGUGGGGACCAAAAAGACUCUCACUGAGGAUGCCGAGAACUGGGCUGACAAUGAGCCCAACAACAAGCGGAACAACCAGGACUGCGUGGAAAUCUACAUCAAGAGCUCAUCAGCCCCCGGCAAGUGGAAUGAUGAGCCCUGCUGGAAGAAAAAGCGGGCACUGUGCUAUACCGCCUCCUGCCAAGACAUGUCCUGCAGCAAGCAAGGAGAGUGCAUCGAGACAAUUGGGAACUACACCUGUUCCUGCUACCCUGGGUUCUAUGGACCAGAAUGUGAACAUGUCAGAGAGUGUGGAGAAGUGGACCUACCUCAACACUUGCUGAUGAACUGCAGCCACCCUCUGGGAAACUUCUCUUUCAACUCACAGUGCAGCUUCCACUGCCCCAAAGGGUACACGUUGAAGGGACCCAGCAAGCUGGAAUGUUUGGCUUCUGGAAACUGGACGAGUAAACCCCCACAGUGUGUAGCCACCCAGUGCCCACCCCUGGAGAUACCUGAACAAGGAAGCAUGGCCUGCCUUCCCCCUGAGAAGGAACUCCAGCACCAGUCCAGCUGUAGCUUCCGUUGUGAAGAGGGAUUCGCGUUAGUUGGGCCAGAAGAGGUGCGGUGCACUGCCUCUGGGGUGUGGACAGCCCCAGCCCCAGUGUGUAAAGCUGUGCAGUGUCGGCUCUUGGAAGCCCCCAGCAAAGGAACUAUGGACUGUGCUCAUCCACUCGCCGCCUUUGCAUAUGGCUCCAGCUGUAAAUUUGAGUGUCAACCUGGCUAUCGGGUGAGGGGCUCGGACACCCUCCGCUGCAUUGGCCCUGGCCAGUGGACUGCACCCAUGCCAGCCUGUGAGGCCAUUGCAUGUGACCCAAUGGAGAGUCCUGUCCACGGAAGCAUGGAUUGCUCCCCAUCCUCGCAAGGAUUUCAGUACAACACAAGCUGUAGCUUCCGUUGUGCCGAGGGUUUCCUGCUGAGAGGAGCCAAGAUGGCUCAGUGUUCUGACUUGGGACAGUGGACAGCACCAGCCCCAGUCUGUCAAGCUUUGCAGUGCCAAGAUCUUCUGACUCCCAACAAGGCCCAGGUGAACUGCUCCCACCCUUUUGGUGCCUUCAGGUACCAGUCAGCCUGCAGCUUCACCUGUGACGAAGGCUUGGUCCUGGUGGGUGCAAAUGUGCUGCAAUGCUUGGUUACUGGGAACUGGAGUGCUGUGCCUCCAGAAUGCAAAGCUAUUACCUGCACACCUCUGCUAAGCCCUCAGAAUGGAACAAUGACCUGUAUCCAACCUCUUGGGGAUUCCAGCUAUAAAUCCACAUGCCAAUUCAGCUGUGAUGAGGGGUUUUCUUUAUCUGGACCAGAAAGGUUGGAUUGUACUUCAUCUGGACACUGGACAGGUUCCUCACCAACAUGUGAAGCCAUCAGGUGUCCACAGUUGUCUCCCCCAGAAUGGGGCAGCAUGGAUUGCUCUGGCGCUCAUGGACAGUUCACUGUCAGCUCCACCUGCCAUUUCUCCUGCAGCAUGGGCUUUAAGCUGAAAGGGUCCAAGAAUGUUGAAUGCACAACUUCUGGAAAAUGGACAGCACCUCCACCCACCUGCGAAGGCAUAGCAUCAGCUUCUACUUCAGAGAUGCGAUGCCCAGCCCUUAUCACUCCUGGGCAGGGAAAAAUGUCCUGUACACAUAAUCUGGGAAACUUUGGCUUGAAUACCACUUGCUACUUUGGAUGCAAUGCUGGGUUCACACUCACGGGAGACAGCCCUCUCCAAUGCAGAACUUCAGGACAAUGGACAGCAGUAGCUCCAACCUGCAGAGCUGUCAAAUGCUCUGAGCUGCACAUUAUUAAGCCAAUGAUGAUGAACUGCUCCAACCCCCGGGGAAAUUUCAGCUAUGGAUCAGCCUGUACCUUCCAUUGUCCAGAGGGUCAAAUACUUAGUGGCUCAGCAAAAACAGCAUGCCUAGAGAAUGGCCACUGGUCUACUACAAUGCCAACCUGCCAAGGGCCAUUGACUAUCCAAGAAGCCCUGACUUAUUUUGGUGGAGCCGUGGCUUCUGCAACUGGUCUCUUGAUGGGUGGGACACUCCUAGCUCUGCUAAGAAAAUGUUUCAGACAAAAAGAUGAUGGAAAAAGCCCCUUGAACCCUCAAAGCCACCUAGGAACAUACGGAGUUUUUACAAAUGCUGCAUUUGACCCGAGCCCUUAAGAUGUCAAAACUGAGCUCCAG